Solanum verrucosum is the source of this 1218-nucleotide messenger RNA. RefSeq lists its product as uncharacterized. The coding region runs from base 785 to 991 and encodes 68 amino acids. The transcript has a single exon. Lineage: Eukaryota; Viridiplantae; Streptophyta; Magnoliopsida; Solanales; Solanaceae. The record is from RefSeq and is a predicted model, not a curated record.
GUGGAUAUUGUUUACAUUCAUCCCCUAUUUGAAUGUACACACUAAAUGGACAUUUAUGACGCCACAAAAAAAAAUUGGAAGUAAACUUUUUUAAAUGUUGAGAUGAAAAAUCUCAUAUUUUCCUUCUAUGAUAAUAGUGUUUAAAUGUACACUGAACCUUGUUGCGUUUAAGAUAUAAGUCUUUUCAACAUUGAAAUAACUUACCUUCAAUUAAAUGUAAUUCGAAGCUAGAUUGGAAAUUUAAAUGCAUCUUGUGUUUGAAUGUUAUAAUACAACCUGAUGGAGUAGAUGUUUUUGCAUUUCUUAUUAUAAUAUGAUGUCUGAAUGCAUCUUGCAGUACUUGUUUUCAGUAUAGGCAUAUUAAAUUAUGAAAAUAAAUAGAAAUGUAAUGUCUGAUUUAUACUGUUCAGCUGGUGUCUAUAUUAGAUACAGCCUCAUUUUUGUACCUGUGCUCCACAAGGUGUUGUGGUAGGAAGGAACUGGGAAGCUUAUGUCCUGAUAUUUUCAUCUAUAUGUAAUUUGCUUACUUGACUAUAAUACUCUGUGACUUUUGAGGUCUUCAUUCUUUUAUGCAAUUAAACCUUGAACUUGCAUCAAAAACCAAAAAGGAGAAUGAAGUAAGCCGUAAUCACAUACUCACAUUUGUCAGAGACAUGCACAUCUAUUGAUUUUUUCACCAGAUGUCUUGUAGUUUCAAACAUUCCCAAUUCAGCUGCAUUCUGCGUCUUAUUGCAGGAGAAAAAAGCAGAAUACAAAAGUCUUAGGUUAGUUCCUUCUGAGAAAGAUGGCUGGACUUCCAGGAUACAGUGCCCUUGCUCCCAAGACUAAGAAUCUGGUUAUGGCAGGAGGUUUGACAGGAUUUGUUUUUGGUGUGUACUACUACACUAUGAGAGCCGUUGGAGGCUCAGAUGAACUUCAAGUAGCCAUUGAUAAGUUUGAAGAUGCAAAACGCAGCAGUGAGGCUGAAGCAAGUUUGGCACCCAAGCAAUAAUUGUGUGCAAUAUGAAGGUCACACUGAAAUUUGGAAAGAAGUAUCGGAUGAUUUUGAAGCAGUAGAACAGGACUUCAAUCAUCUUAUGCUUGUUGAAUAACUUGUCCUGUUUCUCAUGCUUUGCGAAUAUAUAUACUUUGCUGUAAAGAUAUCAAGAUAUUGCAUCUUUUUUUAAGCUUUCAUGUUGAGAUAAAUUUUCUUCCUUUUUGAAUUUCAUUGUCUACAGA